AUGGACGAGGCCUGUGCUGGUGGUACCAAGGAAGAGGAGCCAGAAGCGAGUGAAAGCUCAGCAGCAUCUUCGUCCACCUCGAGGCUGAUAUCCUGGCGUCCCAAGCCGCUUGCCUUCCGACCUUAUUCGUCGAUCACGGAAAAUAAUGCAAAGCCCCACCUUUUGAGAGUAGUAGUCAGAAAACCGUUGGUUGCCCGCUUGACAAAAGAUAUAGUUGAAAUAUACCAAAUAUGCAAUCCUCAGUUCCAUUAUUCAACGGAAUCAAAUCUAAAGAGGUUUUUGACAUCUCCAUCCACUGGACUGUUAAAUGAUGGUUGUGAUAAUGCAAAUUCAGACUUAAUUCUUACGCCAAACUAUUUGCUAGUUAACUCAGAAACAAAGCAGAGAUAUGUUGUCAAGGAUGUUCUUGGCCACGGAACAUUUGGCCAGGUUGCUAAGUGCUGGGUUGCUGAGACAAAUAGUUUUGUUGCUGUUAAGAUUAUCAAAAACUUACCUGCUUAUUACCAGCAGGCACUUGUUGAAGUUUCUAUUUUGACAGCUUUAAAUAAGAAGUUUGAUCCUGAGGAUAAACACCACAUUGUUCGCAUAUAUGAUUAUUUUGUGUAUCAACGUCACCUGUGCAUCGCUUUUGAGCUGCUUGAUACUAAUCUGUACGAGCUUAUAAAAAUGAAUCAGUUUAGGGGAUUGCCACUGAAUGUGGUGCAGCUAUUUUCGAAACAGAUCUUGCGGGGGUUGGCUCUUAUGAAAGAUGCUGGUAUAAUUCAUUGUGAUCUGAAGCCAGAAAAUAUUCUUCUGUGGACAAGCGUAAAGCCAGUCGGAAUUAAAAUCAUAGACUUCGGAUCAGCAUGCAUGGAAGAUCGUACUGUUUAUUCUUAUAUACAGAGUCGGUACUAUAGAUCACCUGAAGUUCUUCUCGGAUAUCAGUAUACAACAGCCAUAGACAUGUGGUCAUUUGGCUGCAUUGUUGCUGAAUUAUUUCUAGGCUUACCAUUGUUUCCAGGAGCUUCAGAGUUUGAUCUUUUGAAGAGGAUGAUUAAAAUAUUGGGGGGACAACCUCCCGAUUAUAUUCUAAGGAAGGCCAAAAACACGAGCAGGUUUUUUAAAUUUGUUGGGAGCAUUAACCAUGCAGAAAUAGACCCGAAUCAUAAAAGUAAUUGUAGCAUGUAUCAAGUUUUGACUGGAGAAGAAUAUGCAGCAAGGGAAUCAAAAAAACCUUCAAUAGGGAAGGAGUAUUUUAAUCAUAUGAACCUUGACGCAAUUGUCACAAAGUACCCUUAUAAGAAGGAUUUGGCGGAGGAAGAUGUCAUUAGAGAAAGUCAAAUACGAUUAGCGUUGAUUGAUUUCUUAAGGGGACUCGUUGAAUUUGAUCCAGCUAAACGGUGGUCUCCUUUGCAGGCUUCAAAGCAUCCUUUUUUGACUGGGGAGCCUUUCACGUGUCCUUAUAAACCUAUUCCGGAGACCCCUCAUAUGCCUGUUUCUCAGAAUGUUAAGGUGGACCAUCAUCCAGCUGGGGGCCAUUGGUUUGCUGCUGGUCUUUCUCCCAAUAUUUCAGGCAGGAAUCGUGCGGUGAUGCCAAACAGCCCACAUUACCAACUAAUGUCAUAUGUGCAUCCGGGUAGUUACGGUAGCUUGGGAAGCCAUGGAAGCUACAAUGACGGUUUGGGGCUUGGAAGCAGUUACGGAAGUUAUGGUGACAGUAACAACUUGCAUGUAUUUUAUUCUCCGGCAGGCCCGUCUGGAAUGAGUAUGUAUGCCAAAAGUGGUAUAUCGGUUAUUGGGAACAGCCCAGAUACAAGGCGAAUGAUGCCUCACCCGCAUGGAAAUGGGAUUGGUUUUAGCCCUGGAAAUUUCGCUCCAAUGUCUCUGGGUUCUAGUCCUUCACAAUUUACACCCCCUAACUCGUAUAGUCAGAUUUCAGCUGGUUCACCCAGUGGGCAUUAUGGGCCUCCAUCUCCUUUGGGAAAAGCAACAUCAGGCAGCCAUUACAAUAGAAGAAAAAACUGGGGGGCUGCCUUCCAUGGGAAUUACCAAUUGCAAGAAACAUUAUCGGAUGCCAGCACCAGUAGUUGCCGGCAGUCUGAGGGUAACAAUUGUGCAUUUGUUGGGUCUCCAUCUACUCAUCAUAACCAUAGACAGCACAGCAAUCCCCCAACAUGGAGAUCACAAGGAAGCGGCAGUAUACCAACCUCAUCCCAUACGCUAACUCUUCAGGACAAGUCUGAGGCUAGCAACUCGCUGCCUGAUCCUGCAGACUGGGAUCCCAAUUAUAGUGAAGAACUUCUUCUGCAAGAGGACAAUUCAGAUAUGAACAGCAUGACAAGUGGGUUUGACAAGGGGAUGCACUUGAGUGAACCUUCAAUCUCUGAGACAUUAAUUGGAACCAAAGGAUCCAACCGCAGCGUUUUGAGGCAGAGGCAUGAAGUGCCUCCCCCUGUUCAGUCUUCUUGUCUUGGAGGAGCAAGCAGCAACCCUGCCAUUUAUGGCUAUAAUGCACAGAUGAGAAAUCAGUCAUAUUUUGCGCCUAAUAUGUCACAAAGUUCUCCAGGUGUCAGAUUAGGGCAGCAGCCAGUUCAGUGGCACAACCACUCAGGGAGAUCAUCAUCCGCACAAUUUCGUGAUGGACGGCGAGGCAAUUACUCAGUCUCCAAUGCUCCUCCUGCCUUCCAUGGGAGAAAGGAUUGCGGAAGGAAUGCGUAA
Molecule: messenger RNA, 2697 nt
Organism: Striga hermonthica
Lineage: Eukaryota; Viridiplantae; Streptophyta; Magnoliopsida; Lamiales; Orobanchaceae
Source: the annotation of a GenBank genome assembly